AAAGAUGGCAGCUUCCUUUUGUAAAUAGGGAUUUGCUGUUCUUCGACGGGGCUUUUAAAGACUUUCCCCAGUUGAUACACGGACCUCCAACGCACACUCGGGGUUCUUAGAAUCACGUAGAACAGGAGAAGAUGGAGAAAAGCGGGAGCGUCGACAGUUUGGGCUCGAAACGCUCCUCUUCUCGACAGCCAAGUGUUGAUUCAUUGUCCAGUACUUCCACUUCCCGCUCUGACCGCUCUGCCCCCACCAAGCCACCCUCCGCCAUGUCCUCGGAUUCUGUGGCCACCUCUGCAGAGCUCUCACCAGAGAUGAGGGUUAAGCCCAAAGCUUCUGCAAAGAAGGUGUUCAGAGAAUCAGACAAAGAGGAACCACAGCUACUACCGAAUGAAACUGUGCAAGACAUGGCCCAAGAUGUCACCUACUUCUGUCCUUUCAUUGGCGCACUGAGAGGAACAGUGACCGUUACCAACUACAGACUUUUUUUCAGAUGCAUGGACAGGGAGCCAGCAUUUGUCUUGGACCUUCCACUUGGUGUGGUGAGUCGUGUGGAAAAAAUUGGAAGUGCUUCAACCCGGGGGGACUUAUCCUAUGGGCUGGUUUGUAAGGAUAUGCGUAAUCUGCGAUUUGCACACAAGCAAAUGGAUGACACACUGAGGAAGUCCAUUUUCGAAGUACUGAUGAAAUUUGCAUUUCCUGUUUCCAAUGGACUGCAAAUCUUUGCCUUUGAAUACGGGCAGGUCUUCCCUGAAAAUGGAUGGAAAGUGUAUGAUGCCAUCUCUGAAUACAAAAGACUGGGUAUACCUAAUGAAAGCUGGAGGAUAACAAAAGUAAAUGAUCACUACGAUGUCUGUGACACCUACCCAUCCACUCUGGCGGUGCCGGUCAACAUACCAGACGAGGAGCUGAAGAGAGUGGCUGCUUUCAGGGCAAAGGGCAGGAUCCCAGUGUUGUCAUGGAUUCAUCCAGAGAGCCAGGCGACAGUGACACGCUGCAGCCAGCCGAUGGUUGGGGUGAAUGGAAAGCGCAGCAAAGAGGAUGAGAAAUAUCUCCAGGCCAUCAUGGAUGCUAACGCUCAGUCCCAUAAACUUUUCAUUUUUGAUGCCAGGCCCAGUGUCAACGCUGCUGCCAACAAGAUGAAAGGGGGCGGAUAUGAAAGUGAGGAUGCAUAUCAAAAUGCUGAGCUGGUGUUUCUGGAUAUUCACAACAUCCAUGUGAUGAGAGAGUCUCUCCGUAAGCUGAAAGAUGUGGUCUACCCCAACAUCGAGGACUCUCAUUGGCUCUCUAACCUUGAGUCCACUCACUGGCUCGAGCACAUCAAGCUUAUCCUGGCAGGAGCGCUGAGGAUUGCAGACAAGGUGGAGUCUGGGAAAACCUCAGUGGUGGUGCACUGCAGCGAUGGUUGGGACCGCACAGCCCAGCUCACCUCGUUGGCCAUGCUCAUGUUGGAUGGUUACUACAGAACCAUCCGUGGGUUUGAGGUGCUGCUGGAGAAAGAGUGGCUCAGCUUUGGCCACCGCUUCCAACUGCGCAUUGGUCAUGGAGAUAAGAACCACACUGAUGCAGACAGAUCGCCUGUGUUUAUUCAGUUCAUUGACUGUGUAUGGCAGUUAACCCGCCAGUUUCCUGCUGCAUUUGAGUUUAAUGAAUAUUUCCUGGUAACCAUCCUGGACCACCUGUACAGCUGCCUGUUUGGGACAUUCUUGUGUAACAGUGAACAACAGAGGAUGAAGGAGGAGAUUCCAAAGAGGACAGUGUCAUUGUGGUCUUACAUAAACAGCCAGCUGGAGGAUUUCACCAAUCCUCUGUAUGUGAACUAUUCCAACCAUGUGCUGUUCCCUGUAGUCAGCUUACGUCACCUGGAGCUUUGGGUUGGCUACUACAUCCGCUGGAACCCUCGCAUGAGACCUCAGGAACCGGUUCACCAACGCUACAAGGAGCUGCUGGCAAAGCGUGCCGAGCUGCAGAAGAGAGUGGACGAGUUACAGCGAGAGGUGACCAAUCGCUCGGCCUCCUCCUCCUCUGAGAGGGCGGGCUCCCCGACACGCUCCAUCACUCCAGUGCAGACCUUUGUUUGACACCUGCUGACCCUCAUUCAGGUCGCAGAAGCUGGUUUCUACCUGUGAGGAGUUGCUGUAUAGUAGUCACAGGUCACAGCUGUGGCUGUAAAGGACCUGUUUGUGUUUUUAAGGUGACACAUUGUUGAAACACUACCAUCUAAAGCCUGAUUCAGCAGAUUACUAUAUUUGCAUCUCUCACAGGUUAUUUGGGUCUCAGACUGCUUACUACAGCCAUAUUGUUCUCUUACCCCACAGUUCAGAGGACACAUAACCAGAAUAGUGAGUACUGUUUAGCAUAUCGGGCUACCUACAAUCAGUGUUUUGAAUUACGCUAAAAUGCGGGUAAAUUAUAUAAAUGCCUUAUACACUUCAUAGGAACACUUGCUUCAUUCCUUCACAUUACAGCUGUUUUGUUUGAUUUGCAUUUGAAAGCAAUACUGCUGAAGCAAUUGUGAAAGUUUCAUUGCUUAUAUAAUAACUUACACUAGCACUAAAACUGCCUUAACGGCUCCCGAGUUGUUUGAUAUUCUAUUAUGUAGCUAAAGGGCUGUAAUGUUAGCAUUUUCUUAUGUUAAAACUAGUCCUAGAGUGCAUUAAAAUACCUGUGCUUUUAGAUUGUUAUGACCAGAUAUUUUUAUGAACACAUAAUGUGUAAUGCAUAGCAUUCCUCUCAUCGAUAGAGUAAAGUUUUUUAAGUUUAAUUUUUCUAACAAGUUACUAUAAUUUAUUAUCCUUAAGUUGAAAGCUUGUAUUUAUGGUUCACAAACACUCAGUCUCAUGUCUGAAAUUGAUCUGUUGCAUUCCCAUGCUACAUUAAUAAGCAACACAAAAUAUGCAAUAGUUCAUUUUGUUCCAUACACUAAAUGCUUGAAGACAUUUAUUAAUGAUGCUUUUUAAAGCUGUCAGCUGAUAUUGUUUUUAUGCAGCAGAAUGUCUGACUAAUAUGUAAUGAGUGUUUUUUUUUCUAGUUUAACAAAUGAUUGAAAAUCUGUUCCUUCUUCUGAACAACUUAUUAAGAGAUAAGUGUUCACAGUUUCUAUUUAAGCUUGUUACUGAAAAUGAAUGAAUAAAGAAUAAGUAAGCUUUUCAUGUUUGCACAUGAAAAUCUGAAAUAAACAUGCAGCUCAACCUAGAAGGAGUUGGUAUGGUUUUUGACAUUAAAGUGCUGUGUUCACAACAGGUUUUUUGUUUGUUUGUUUAAAUAGCACACUCUUUGACUAUCGCACUUAAAAACUGACUUUUA
Molecule: messenger RNA, 3300 nt
Organism: Cheilinus undulatus (humphead wrasse)
Lineage: Eukaryota; Metazoa; Chordata; Actinopteri; Labriformes; Labridae
Gene: mtmr2
Product: myotubularin related protein 2
Exons: 16
Coding region: 132-2075 (647 amino acids)
Biological process (GO): dephosphorylation
Molecular function (GO): phosphatidylinositol-3,5-bisphosphate 3-phosphatase activity
Source: RefSeq, a predicted model, not a curated record